This is a messenger RNA of Aureobasidium melanogenum CBS 110374, 1224 nucleotides long. RefSeq lists its product as uncharacterized. The annotation marks the transcript as partial. The transcript is spliced from 4 exons. The record is from RefSeq and is a predicted model, not a curated record. Lineage: Eukaryota; Fungi; Ascomycota; Dothideomycetes; Dothideales; Saccotheciaceae. Gene Ontology annotation, molecular function: transcription cis-regulatory region binding; zinc ion binding; DNA-binding transcription factor activity, RNA polymerase II-specific. Gene Ontology annotation, cellular component: nucleus. Gene Ontology annotation, biological process: positive regulation of transcription by RNA polymerase II.
ACGUGUCGGCGACGAAAGGUCAAAUGUGACGGCCAUCGACCUGUGUGCCAAAAUUGUGCGAAGCGGAACCUGCAGUGCGAAAGGUCAAGCCCAAACAGAAAAUUCGUCAUCUAUACGGCUGGUCCGGCUCCGAGUCAGCCUGAGAGAGAGUUGAACGAGUCACAGACUUCGUCAAAUUAUGCUCAAACAGCUGUCACCCAGUCACCGCCAGAUGCAGCGGUGCUGCUGUCUGACAGGGAGACAAGUUUUCAAGUCCCCACUCCCGUCAGCCCCUCAGAAGAUCUGCGCACUGAGUUGAUCGCCAGCCUAUACCAUCACUACAUCGAACAUCUUGCAGCAUGGUACGACCUUUGCGAACACGAACGCCCUUUUGAAUCCAUGGUUCCAGCCAGAGCGCUGAACGUUUCGGUAUUGUUCAACGCCAUCAUCGCUUUUUCAGCUCAACAUAAAGCGUUGAGUGAUGCGCGAUACGAGACGUGCAGCACAUUGUAUCACAGCGCAUGCAUACGAGAGCUUCUCAGUGGACUGAAUGCUUUUACUCCAACCUUGCAGGAGGACUAUCUGGUGGCAGCUUGUCUGCUACGCUCCUAUGAGAUUCUCAAUGCUGACUCAAGACAAGAGCAGCGACAUCUUCUAGGCGCCUAUCGAUUUUCAUCGACAGAAGAGAUUGACAUGACUAGAACAGGCUUGCUGCAGGCAGGGGCCUGGAACUAUCUGCGUGAAGAGAUCACAGUGGCGCUGGAAUGUCAAAGACCAGUACGCCUGAACAUUCAUCUUGAUGCCCGGAGUGUGACGUCUGGUUUUGACAGCGUACAUGCAAACACUGUGACAUACAUCUUGGCACGUGUGAUCAACCUCUGCUUUGGCCGAGACGAAAGAGGCAAUAUUCUUGAGUUCAACGAAGCCGAAUGGACGAAGCUGAAUGCGGAGCUCGCGUACUGGAGUCAUAACCUACCGUCCACUUACAAACCAUAUUCACAGGCACCGAAAGAGGGCAACCCUUUUCCAUCCGAGUGGUAUCUCCGACCAUGGCACAUCGCAGCUGCACAAUACUUCCUGACAGCCAAGACGCUAUUGUUGCUGCGGAACCCGGACACACAGAUCGAUAUCCAGGAUAUAGAGAGAUUGUGCGGCAUAGCCUAUACGAAUGAGAACAAGGCUGCAAGAGUCAAUGCAUUUGGACCUAUGGCGUUUUGUAAGUUGUUAUGCUUCGAACAAGAAUGA